Hypoxylon fragiforme is the source of this 2767-nucleotide messenger RNA. RefSeq lists its product as uncharacterized. The transcript has 5 exons. The record is from RefSeq and is a predicted model, not a curated record. Lineage: Eukaryota; Fungi; Ascomycota; Sordariomycetes; Xylariales; Hypoxylaceae. The coding region runs from base 55 to 2532 and encodes 825 amino acids.
CGACAAAGUUCUUCUGCAUCUUUUCACACUUAGCAACUGUAUUAUUUACGUUCAAUGACAUCUAUACAAUUUACGAAAAUAACGAAACCAUCUCAGGUGUCUUCUGGCCAAGGAUGGCGACGUACUGGAAUAAUCAACGUGUCUCUGGCCUUCGCAUGUGGUCUAUCUCUCGUUAUUUGUCUUGCAAUCAGUCUAUCACAGCCAGGCUCUUCUCUUUCCAAAGCCCACAUAAUAUUCGACGGAAGCUGCAGCAAAUCCCAAAAUACCAACCUUAUGCUUCAUGUCCUUCUCAAUUUGAUUUCUAGCCUUAUUCUCGCCUCGUCCAACUUCUUUAUGCAAGUCCUUAAUUCACCAUCCCGUCAGGAGAUCGAUCAAGCCCAUGGAUGGCUUCGAUCACUUGACAUCGGAAUUCCAUCGAUUAAAAACCUACGACACGUCUCGUGGUUUAAGAGAAUCAGUUGGCUUAUCUUCUUAAUUAGCUCCGUUCCUUUGCAUUUAUUUUUCAACAGUACUAUAUUCGAGACGAACUACUCGGCCUCUCGAUGGAAUCUGACAAUUGCAACCGAAGCCUUCACUCAAGGCGCACUUUACUUCCCCCCAGGGGCAAGUCUGACACCUGCCGGAGCAGGGUUCCCACCCUGGGACCAGAACAGAACUAUCAUGGACCAUAGCGCCAAUAGAAUUACAACCAAUUCAUAUCCUUGGUUUUCCCUUGGGCAAUCCGUCGAAUCGAACGACUACUGGAAUGCUCUAUCACCUAUUCGCCAGAAUAUCUCCUCCAUUGCAAACGAAGCCCACUCGUGGAUAAUGCUUGACAGUAAGGAUUGUCAGGCAGAGUACAUAAGCUGCAACCCAAGGAAAGAAUAUGGUGAUGUAGUCAUCAUAGUUGAAGGGAGUGCUACUAACUCAACAGGAUGGACGAGAUCGGAAAUCUGCAACCAUGAUUUAUCUAGCAACCUCUCAUCCUACUGGGAUACACCAAUUCCUGCUGAAGGCAUCAAUUCUUUGUGGUUCUCAACCCAAUGCAGUAUAAUUCGAGAGGUUCCAGAUUUUGUAGCCUAUGAUCAUAUGUGUGAAUACAACUGCUCAAGCGCCGUUGGCUUACCUUCGAACCCUCUCCCAUUAUCUAAGUUCCCACCGCUACAAGAGAGCUGGCACCUGGGAUUUUCAUCACCAUGGCUAGAGGAUUCAAUCAGUCCCCUACAGGUCCGCUAUUGUCUAGCUCAGCCGAUCCAGGAGCACUGCAAAAUUGGAGUCUCGAACGCGUUACUUCUUGUCGUUAUCACUUGCGUCUUUAUUAAAGCAAUUCAAGGAAUAAUAGUAGUCUGGAAGCUUUCAAAUGCGUCACUUGUCACUCUCGGAGAUGCAAUGGAAUCUUUUAUCUCGAAUCCUGAUCCACGAACCGAAGGUCUUGGCACUUUGGACAUUCUGGAUAGCGAACAACUUGAGUUUGGGAUACGAAGAACUUGGCCACCAGACGAUGAUUCGGAGCUGGCAUCGAUGUUGAGGUCGCGUCAGUGGAUAAAGAGACCUCGCAGAAUCAUGUCUGUCAUUCCAAGUGGCGUGUGGGGUCGUGCAUAUUUCAUGUUUUCUAUCGGCGUAGUCAUUCUCUUGUUUGGUGUAGGGUACAGCACAAACGGAACCGACAAUGGCUUAUACGACAACUUUAUCGAACGAGAUAAUACAAGAGUAGCUAUGUUGGGAGGUUUUAACUAUGGCUACCUGGGCUCACUUAUCAUGGUCAACACACCCCAGCUCCUAUUAUCGCUCUGCUAUUUUUCAUACAACGCUCUUGUCACACGAAUCCACAUUGAACAAGAAUGGAACUCGUACAGUUUAUCGUACAAGCCUCUUCGUGUGUCAUAUCCCGCCGGCGAGCAGACUUCCACCUAUCGCCUCGAGCUACCAUACAAAUACAGCUUGCUUCUACUGGGUGCCAAUAUACUCUUGCACUGGCUUUUGUCUAGUGCGGUUUAUCUCUUCAUAAACGAAGGCGAAUACUUGGACGAGACGUCCCAUCUUACAGGUUUCGAGAACCAGUUCGGCGUCUCAGAAACAUCCGUAGUUGCAAUUGGAUAUUCUACAUUUGCACUAAUAAUUCUAUCCAUUUUGGCAAUUGCAUAUUCUUGCCUGCCCAUAGUUUUAAGUCGGCGGAAACUGAAAGGACAGAUGACUACUGGAGGAUGGAACUCCUUAGUAAUAUCCGCCGCUUGCCAUGUUGCCGAUCACGCGAGUAGACGCCAGAGUUCAGUCAUCUCAGAACCGCUAGAAAGAAGCCUGAGUAGCGACUCGUCCCGUACCCAAAUACAGGGAAUGACACCCCCCACUUCUAUAGGAGAGGAAGAUGGCGCAGACACAAUUGUCACUCCUCUUACUUUAACCCAGAGAAAGGUCCGUUGGGGGGUUGUUGCGCUACCUCGAAACUUAGCUGAAUGCGAAUCGAUCAAGGACGAAGCAGACGUGCUCCACCUCGGCUUUGGUGGGGAGGAGGAUAAUGUUCGUGAGCCAGAGGAAGGGGAGUAUUAUGUAUAGAUUAAAUCUACCAAGGCGCAGUCUAAAUCAUUAGUUAUUUUGAUCUGAAGUCAUAUUGCUGAGGGUGCCGGAGAAGGGGUUCAAAAGACGGAGUUCCUAUUAUAAGGUAAUCUACCUAUUACUACCGAUUCACAUUAUGUGACCCUGAUUACCACCUUUGAGUUCGAUUUAAGUAGGUAAUAUUGUAAUAUUCUCAGACAACGAAAUCAUAUGUCCUAGGUAAAAAAGAUUACUG